Chroicocephalus ridibundus (black-headed gull) is the source of this 953-nucleotide messenger RNA. It is a transcript of the gene TMEM35B, whose product is annotated as transmembrane protein 35B. The transcript has 3 exons. Lineage: Eukaryota; Metazoa; Chordata; Aves; Charadriiformes; Laridae. The coding region runs from base 187 to 606 and encodes 139 amino acids. The record is from RefSeq and is a predicted model, not a curated record.
CUGAGCACUCCCUGCCCCGGCAGCACCCCGCGGCUGGAGGGGGAUCCCUGCCCCUGCCUGCCUCCGCAUGUCCCUCUCUGUUCCAGCCUCCGGGGGGGGCCGGGGCCAGGGGCCGGGCACGGGGCCCGAUCCGUGCAGGGCCGCCCCGCCCCGCGCCGCCCGCCCCCGUCCCCGCCCGUCCCCGCCAUGGCGGCGGCGUUCACCGCCCUCCGCGUCCUGCUCGGGCUCUUCUUCCUGCUGACGGGCGCCGUGAAGCUCUCGGAGCAGCUCUCGGCCGACCUGCACCGGCACAUGAAGUCGGAGUUUGUGCGGUUCGCCGAGGUCUUUCCCCUGAAGGAGUUCGGGUUCGCACCAGAGCCGGGCCGGUACCUGGAGGUGGUGGGCUGGGUGGAGGUGGUGGCCGGGCUGCUGCUGGCCUUCGGGCCCCAACUCCUGCAGGAGAUCAGCAACUUCAUCCUCAGCGUCAUCAUGAUUGGUGCCAUCUACACGCUGCUGGUGCUGCGGGAGCCCCUGGCCAUGUGUGCCCCCGCCACCCUCUGCCUCGGCCUCCUCCUGCUGCUCAACAUCCGCGGGCACGCGGACCCCCCCAAGCCCAAGUUCGAGUGACUGGAGGCAGGAAGGAUGGACGGCUCGGCCAGCGGGAAGCGAUGCCCUAUGAUAUUUUCGUGAACGGCAUCACGUCCUGCUAGGUAACUUGCCGCUGGUGCACGGUGUGUCCUCUCCUACCGCUGCUGGGGACCCCGGUGCUGGUUGUCCCCACACUGCGGGACCCGGGCUGGUGCUGUGGGACGGUGGCCGUGGCACCGCCGUGGCACUGCCACCGCUCCAGCAGCUUCGUUGCUAAACUCGCACAAAGGUGGCCAUCCCUUCACGGUGUUCAGCCACACCGGGCUGGGGUUGGCUCUGCUUUUCUGGGGGCUUUCAUAUUUUGGAAUAAAGCCUCUUGUUUUUCA